ACUUCUCCUCCCGUUCCACCCCUUGCUUCGGCUGGUUUGUCUCCGCAGCCAGCUUCCUAAUCUCUAACUGAGGUGAUUGGCGGGGCAAGGUGGGCCGUCUCAGUAGGAGACCCAGCUGGGAAAUUUGCUGCUGCAGCGCUCAACUGGCCAGUGAGAAAGUGGCACCUUCGUCGUCGGACGCCCAAAACUAACGGCAAAGUUAGCCCACCGGCAUGGAAGACACGGCAGGCGUCCCCGCCGAGAGCGCAACUAUGAGCUACGACGUGGUCGUGGUUGGGGGAGGCAUCUCAGGCAUGUCAGCAGCUAAAUUGUUGUUUGAAUCUGGACUUAGUGUGGUGGUUUUAGAAGCUCGUGACAGAGUUGGGGGAAGGACUUUCACCAUUAGAAACCAGCAAGUGAAGUAUGUCGAUGUUGGUGGAUCCUAUGUGGGACCUACACAGAAUCGGAUUUUGCGACUGGCUAAAGAACUUGGCAUAGAAACUUAUAAAGUGAAUGUACGUGAGGCUACCCUCCUACAUACAAAGGGAUAUUCCUAUUCUAUGUAUGAUAUCUUUCCUUCCACGUGGAACCCUUUCAUAUAUUUGGAUUACAUCUAUUUCUGGAGAACAAUAGAUAAACUUGGAAAAGAGAUUCCUGCUGAAACACCAUGGGAUGCACCUCAUGCAGAAGAGUUGGACAAAAUUUCAAUGAAACAGUUCAUUGACAAACAUUGCUGGACAAAAGCUGCCAGGGACUUCGUUACAAGCUUUGUCAACAUUAAUGUCACUUCGGAGACACACGAAGUCUCAGCUCUCUGGUUCCUGUGGUAUGUGAAACUAUGUGGGGGAACCACCAGGAUUUUUACUAUAACCAACGGAGGGCAGGAGAGAAAAUUUAUUGGAGGUUCUGGACAAAUUACAGAAAAGAUAAUGGAACUACUCAGAGAUAAAGUUAAACUCAAGAGUCCUGUAGUCUAUAUUGAUCAGUCAGGUGAUGACAUCAUUGUGGAAACACUGAACCACGAGAUAUAUAAGGGCAAGUAUGUAAUUAGUGCCAUUCCACCAAUAUUGACUGGAAAGAUUCAUUUCACUCCGGAACUGCCAACAAUAAGAAACCAAUUAAUCCAGCGCCUCCCAAUGGGUUCUGUCAUUAAAUGCAUGAUGUACUACAAAGAAGCCUUCUGGAGGAAAUUGGGUUUCUGUGGCUGCACAAUUAUUCUGGAUGAUGAUGCUCCCAUUUCAGUAACAUUAGAUGAUACUAAACCAGAUGGAUCCAUACCUGCUCUUAUGGGAUUUAUUCUUGCAAGAAAAGCCUUUAGACUAGCAAACAUUGGCAAAGAAGAGAGAAAGAGAAAAAUCUGUGAAUUGUACGCUAAAGUGCUAGGAUCAGAAGAAGCUUUACAUCCAGUGCAUUAUGAAGAAAAGAACUGGUGUACAGAACAAUAUUCUGGAGGCUGUUAUGCAGCAUAUUUUCCACCAGGCAUUAUGUCCCAAUAUGGAAGAGUAAUACGUGAACCAGCUGGUAGAAUCUACUUUGCUGGUACCGAGACAGCAACCCAAUGGUGUGGCUAUAUGGAAGGAGCUGUGCAGGCUGGAGAGAGAGCUGCUAGAGAGAUAUUGUACAGCAUGGGAAAAAUUUCAAAGAAUGAAAUUUGGGUAACAGAACCAGAAUCAAAGGAGGUUCCAGCACUUCCAAUUACCACUACAUUUUGGGAGAGAAAUUUGCCAUCUGUUCAUGGGCUGCUAUUCUUUCUUGGAUGGUCUACUUUCAUCACCUCAUUGGCUACAACGGGAUUCUUUGCCUACAAGAAGGGGCUUCUUUCCCGAUAAUGUAUCUGACCCAAAAUUUUCCAUUUAUUUCCUUCAUGCUAUGAAUGUUGUUGCUGAAAAAAGAAAGCCAUCUUUCAUGCCAUUUGGAACAAUUGGGUUAACACAUCCCAGCCAAUUUAAUUCAUCUUCCUUUAAAACACAAAGGGAGGCCUCUUUUCAUUCCCCAGUGACUUCCUGCUUAAAAGUUGGUGACUCCUCAUCAUAUCUUUCUGUGUAAUAUAUACUGUAAUGAGAAGAAAGCAGGCUUGUCAUAGUCAUUGGAAAACUUCCACUUGUCUUUAUGUUUUCAAAAUUUUAUGAACAAAGUGAUUGCUGAGCUUUACUCCAACUCCUUCCCAGUCUCUACCCUCUGGUUGUGUUGAACUGCAUUCUGUGCUUUUGGACUUUAAGGGAGAAAUGCAGCCAGCACAUCCUUCAGGCACUAGAGGUAAGGGUGGGGAAUGUGUAGGUACUCUGUAGCUUAUUAAACUAUCUUCAUAUUCUGUGAUGGGUCUGCUAAAUUUCAUGCGAUGCUGUUUAAAAAUGUAAAUGCUGCAAAAAGAA
This is a messenger RNA of Pseudonaja textilis, 2351 nucleotides long. RefSeq names its product amine oxidase [flavin-containing] A-like. Gene Ontology annotation, molecular function: primary methylamine oxidase activity; flavin adenine dinucleotide binding. Lineage: Eukaryota; Metazoa; Chordata; Lepidosauria; Squamata; Elapidae. The record is from RefSeq and is a predicted model, not a curated record. Gene Ontology annotation, cellular component: mitochondrion.